GCGCCGUAGCGCGGGAGGGAGGCGGCGGCGCUGUGGUCCAUCGGUCCGCCGGUCCGUUGGUCUGCCCGGCCGCCCGGCCCCGCCCUGCCCCCCGGGGCGGCUCGGCUCCAUGGCCCGCGGCGGCGGCGGCGGCGGGAGGCGGCCCCGGGGCCGCGGGGGCCGCUGACCGGGCGGCGGGAGGCGGCGGGGCCGGGCCAUGGGGGACGGAGCCGUCCGCAGCCGCCGGAUCCCGGAACCCAGCCCAAGCCGGAGCGGCGCCCCCUGCUGAGCCCCGAUUGCCGGGCCGGCAGCCGGAUGCCCGGGCCCACUGGAUGGGCCGGCGGCCGCCUGCGUGAUGAGCAGGCUGCUGGGGGUGACGCUGGAGCGCGUCUGCAAGGCCGUGCUCCUUCUCUGCCUGCUGCACUUCCUCGUGGCCGUCAUCCUCUACUUUGACGUCUACGCCCAGCACUUGGCCUUCUUCAGCCGCUUCAGUGCGCGCGGCCCCGCCCGGGCGCUCCACCCGACGGCCAGCAGCAGCACCAACUAUUCUCGGCCCAACGCCACUGCCCCCAGCUCCGGGCUCCCCGAGGCUCCCAGCGGCCGGCCUGGCCCCACGGCUCCUGUUCUGCCGCCCUGCCCUGACUCACCUCCUGGUCUGGUGGGCCGACUGCUGAUCGAGUUCACCUCGCCCAUGCCCCUGGAGCGGGUGCAGAGGGAGAACCCAAGCGUGCUCCUGGGCGGUCGCUACACCCCGCCCGACUGCACGCCAGCCCAGACGGUGGCCGUCAUCAUCCCCUUUCGACACCGGGAGCACCACCUGCGCUACUGGCUCCACUACCUGCACCCCAUCCUCAGACGGCAGCGGCUCCGCUACGGCAUCUACGUCAUCAACCAGCACGGGGAGGACACCUUCAACCGGGCCAAGCUGCUCAACGUGGGUUUCCUAGAGGCGCUGAAGGAGGACGCCACCUACAACUGCUUCAUCUUCAGUGACGUGGACCUGGUCCCCAUGGAUGACCGCAACCUGUACCGCUGUGGCGACCAGCCCCGCCACUUCGCCAUUGCCAUGGACAAGUUCGGCUUCCGGCUGCCCUAUACCGGCUACUUUGGAGGUGUGUCGGGCCUGAGUAAAGCCCAGUUCCUGAGGAUUAACGGCUUCCCCAACGAAUACUGGGGCUGGGGUGGCGAGGAUGACGACAUUUUCAACCGGAUCUCCCUGACUGGGAUGAAGAUCUCGCGCCCAGACAUCCGCAUAGGCCGCUACCGCAUGAUCAAGCACGACCGGGACAAGCAUAACGAGCCCAACCCGCAGAGGUUUACCAAGAUUCAAAACACGAAGCUGACCAUGAAGCGGGACGGCAUCAGGUCAGUGAGGUACCAGGUCUUGGAGGUGUCUCGGCAGCCGCUCUUCACCAAUAUCACAGUGGACAUUGGGCGGCCCCCCUCAUGGCCCCCUCGGGGCUGACACCAGUGGACAAAGGCUCCCAGUGCCAAGGAUUGCCUGCCAGAGGACUGACCUACAGCCUGGCUGGCGGCUGCUCUGUGGCGGAUCCCCCAGGACUGAGACUGCGGGCUCUGUUUUCUGAGGGUCUUCAAUAGGCCCCCCCAGCUACACCUGGAAAUUUCAGGACCUACUCUGGGGGGCUUCCAUCCUGGGCAGGCCCCUCAAGUGUGGCCCUCCCUGGGGUCACCCCUUCUUCCUGCUCCUCCUUCCCCAGGCCAGCCCCCUUCACUGUCAGGGCUGGGCCAGCCCCUGCACUGCCUCACCGAGUGGCCUGGGCCAGGUCACUCCACCUCUCUGUGCCUCAGUUUCCCCCCUCCUUGAGUCCCCUAGGGCCUGGAAGAGCGGGAGGUAUGACUAGGGGGCAGUGUCGCUUCCAGGGGGACUUCUCAGACCUGGGGAUCCCCCAUGCUUCCAGGGGAGGGGAAACCUUUUACAUUCAACAUUGUGGGGGGCAAACGCUGGUGCGCCCCCUGCUGAGGAGCAGCCCCGGGAGGGGACCAGAGAGGGUGCUGUGUGGCUGCCUGGGACCUUGGGGAUGGGCUUUGCAUGGGGGGUGGGUGGGGCUUGGAUCAGGUGGGUUCCUGCCCCCCGCCCCUCAGAAAGAAGGCAGUAGCCCCAGGGCCGGCUCGUGUUUGUACAUUGCACAGAAACUUGUGUGGGUGCUUUAGUAAAAAAACGUGAAUGGAGC
Sus scrofa (pig) is the source of this 2171-nucleotide messenger RNA. RefSeq names its product beta-1,4-galactosyltransferase 2 (gene B4GALT2). Gene Ontology annotation, cellular component: Golgi apparatus. Gene Ontology annotation, biological process: carbohydrate metabolic process. The record is from RefSeq and is a predicted model, not a curated record. Gene Ontology annotation, molecular function: galactosyltransferase activity. NCBI's taxonomy places the organism in Eukaryota, Metazoa, Chordata, Mammalia, Artiodactyla, Suidae.